Syngnathus acus (greater pipefish) is the source of this 898-nucleotide messenger RNA. RefSeq lists its product as uncharacterized. The transcript has 6 exons. Bases 190 to 804 code for a protein of 204 amino acids. NCBI's taxonomy places the organism in Eukaryota, Metazoa, Chordata, Actinopteri, Syngnathiformes, Syngnathidae. The record is from RefSeq and is a predicted model, not a curated record.
CACUUACCAUCUCAGACUGUGCUUGACUCUUCAACAAACGCCUUUUUCGAAGCACAAGGCGUGACAAAGAGGUCACACUUGUCACUUCCUCACUUGGCUGCUGAUCAUCAUCAUUUCUUUGCUAAACCUGUUGAACAUCACUUCGAGCGGAUCAACAGUAAAAUCUCGGCCCGUGAUCUUUGAAGAACAAUGAGGAAGACGUUUGUGAGUGACGACUCCAUGAUCAUCAAUAUUUCCAUCAGGAAAGAUAGCGGAGGACGGGGCCACGUUAUGCCCCGAGAAUUUAAGUGUGUGUUCCGAGACUCUUUUAAGGUUUUUGCUUACAAUGGAUUCCCAAAACCUCUUGGGGCAGCACAAUGUCUUGCUGGAGUGACAUUUUUAAGUCUUGGUCUGAUAUUUCGUCCCACGCUACAGGCUGACAUUUUUAUCCUUUUACCAAGCAUUUCGUUUGUGCUUUGUGGGAUGUUGACCUAUGCGGCGGGAAGUGUUCCCAACAUGCGUGUGACCAAGCUGUCAUUCUGUCUGAACGUCAUCAGCUUUCUGGAGUCCACUGUGUUACUUUGUCUCUGUUUGCUCGACCUCACCUUGAAUUGGGGGGAUGCCGAGCACGAGUCCAAGCUGCAAAUGGGAAUCGGGGUGACAGCUUCUGUCCUGCUUUUGGUGGAAAGCUUAAUUGCCUUAUUUCUGAUCUACUGGGAGAGUAAAGCAGUGUGCAGGCAAUAUUUCAAUGCGCUGCCCAUUAUUCAGCUGAGACAGGAGGAGGACAAACAUGAUUCAACAAAACAACCCGACAAGAUCAACUGACUGCUUUUUAGUCAUUAUUAGCACAUCGAAUUUGCUUGCCUGGCAGCACCUCAGAAGUUUACAUCAUACAAUAUGCAAUAAAAUGUAGUUUUAA